Molecule: messenger RNA, 813 nt
Organism: Rhincodon typus (whale shark)
Lineage: Eukaryota; Metazoa; Chordata; Chondrichthyes; Orectolobiformes; Rhincodontidae
Gene: tssk6
Product: testis-specific serine kinase 6
Exons: 1
Coding region: 1-813 (270 amino acids)
Biological process (GO): intracellular signal transduction; protein phosphorylation; microtubule cytoskeleton organization
Cellular component (GO): cytoplasm
Molecular function (GO): ATP binding; protein serine/threonine kinase activity; tau-protein kinase activity
Source: RefSeq, a predicted model, not a curated record
AUGUCCGGAGACACAUUUCUUACAGAGUUAGGUUAUAAACUAGGGAAAACAAUCGGUGAAGGCAGUUAUUCUAAAGUGAAAGUAGGGAGUUCCAAGAAAUACAGGGAGAAUGUUGCCAUAAAGGUAGUAGACAGGAAGAAGGCUCCACCAGACUUUGUCAAUAAGUUUCUGCCAAGGGAGUUGGCCAUCUUGAGAGGAAUCAAACACCCUCACAUUGUUCAGGUCUAUGAAUUCAUUGAAGUUUGCAAUGGGAAGCUUUACAUUGUUAUGGAGCAGGCAGCAACAGAUCUUCUCCAGUUGAUUCAACACAGGGGCCACAUCCCAUGCAAUGAAGCCCGUCAUUUCUUUACGCAGAUUGCUUGCGCUGUCAAAUACCUUCACGAGCAUGACAUUGUCCACCGAGACCUCAAGUGUGAAAACAUCCUGUUGACUGAAGAAAUGCAGGUAAAGAUCACCGACUUUGGAUUUGGCAAGAAGAUUCAUGGUUAUCCUGACCUCAGCAGCACUUAUUGCGGUUCUGCUGCCUAUGCCCCUCCUGAAGUCCUCAUGGGGGUCCCCUACGACCCCAAAAAGUACGACAUUUGGAGCCUGGGCAUCAUUCUUUAUGUGAUAGUGACCGGGUGCAUGCCCUUUGAUGAUUCAAACAUCAGCAAGUUACCCAAGAGCCAGCAGAAAGGAGUGGUCUACCCAGAUAGCAUCCAACUAGAGGAGAAAUGCCAAUCUUUGAUAAGGGAACUGUUACAGUUUUGCCCUUCAGGACGACCAGCUGCCAACCAGAUUGUCAAGCACGUAUGGCUUAGAGACAACAAGUAG